AUGACUCGAAAUCCCUUCCAUUUAGUUGAAUUUAGACCCUGACCAUUAACAGGAUCUAUAAGAGCUUUAUUUUUAACAACAGGACUCUCUUCAUGAUUUCACAACUACGAAAAUUCUCUUAUCUUUUUUGGAUUAUUACUUAUAAUUUUAACAAUAAUUCAAUGAUGACGAGAUAUUAUUCGAGAAAGAACAUUUCAAGGUUUUCAUACAUCUAAAGUAUAUAAUGGAUUACGAUGAGGUAUAAUACUUUUCAUUAUUUCAGAAGUAUGUUUUUUCUUUGCUUUUUUUUGAGCAUAUUUUCAUAGAAGUUUAGCUCCAAAUAUAGAUAUUGGAUCUUGUUGACCACCUAUUUAUAUUUUCCCAUUAAAUCCAUUCCAAAUCCCUCUACUCAAUACAGCAAUUCUAUUAGCUUCAGGUGUAUCCGUUACCUGAGCUCAUCAUUCACUAAUAAAUAAUAAUCUAAAAUCCGCAACUCACUCCAUAAUCAUUACCAUCUCCUUAGGAUUUUACUUUACAAUUCUACAAAUAUUAGAAUAUAUAGAAGCAUCAUUUUCUAUUUCAGAUAGAAUUUAUGGUUCAACCUUUUUUGUAGCAACUGGGUUUCAUGGACUUCAUGUAAUUAUUGGAUCAACUUUCCUUUUCAUAUGUUUAUUACGAAUUUUAAUAAAUCAUUUUUCCUCUUCACAUCAUUUUGGAUUUGAAGCUGCAGCCUGAUAUUGACAUUUUGUAGAUGUUGUAUGAUUAUUUCUAUAUACUUUUGUAUACUGAUGAGGAUCAUAA
Octopus bimaculoides (California two-spot octopus) is the source of this 780-nucleotide messenger RNA. The record is from the annotation of a RefSeq genome assembly. Lineage: Eukaryota; Metazoa; Mollusca; Cephalopoda; Octopoda; Octopodidae.